UGAGUCCACACCGGAAGUGACGUACCGGGUGGAGCCGGAAGAAGCCCCACAGCCCCUCAUCAUCUGGUUGGUGAGAAGAGCACAGGGCACUCAAGACGACCCACAGCCACACAGGAGUUCACCCCGCAAAAACACUCUCUUCUCAGCCCUGUUCCGAGAGAACACUACAGACCAGCAGGACAUGCAGGUGUCUUCACAAGGUGUUUCUUCAGGUGAGCAUCUUGAGGAGACUGGAAGAAAGAGUGAAAGCCCCAGCAGAAAGCGUAGAAGGAUAUCGCACAGUACCAUGAUAGACCUGACCGUGUCCCCGGGACCGCGGGCCGGUGGAGGGUUCGAGGCCGAGGCCAGGCCGCCCCCCAGGCACCACCACCACCACCAGCCUGACAACAGGGGUGGCAUGGGCAGGGAGAGGAAAAGUCCUGCCACCAGGAGGCGCUCCCGGGACAGGUACCCCCGUCGGCACCCGCCGCGGGACACCAGGGAGCCGGUUCGGGAGGAGCGGGAGAACCACCUGCCGCGAGAGAGACAGCAGGAGCCCCGAGCAUUCCAGCCCCCCGCCAUGUUUCCCAUGCCUCUGCACCCAGCCUUACAUUCCCACGCACCCCCCCAACCCAGCCAACAGUCUGUCCUCAUAGACAUAGACCAAGUCAGGCAUCAGAUCCAAGGUGGUAUGCCUAUCAAUGUCCCUAUGAGUGUGCCUCCUCACGUCAUCCCGGUGUGUUCGGGACACCACAUCCCUGUAUGCGGCGCCUGCAGCUCGGCCCAGCCGUGCCCGACCCUACUGUCCGCCUGUACGCUCCCCGACCAGACGUGCUCCAUGCAGAGUAGUGCGUACGUCCCGGCGUUCACCCAGAACAACCCCAUGUUCUCCGGUUGUAACCAGUACCCGGCCUCCCCGCAGGUGCUGCCCGCCUGCCACCUGCACCAGCCGCCCGUCUCUCAUUGUGCCUUGCACCUGCAGCAGCAGCUGGGCUCCAGUAUGGGCCACGCUGCGCAGCUGCCGCCCCAGCACAUGCCACCUUCCACACAGUACCUGCCACCAACAACAACAGCGCAAACAUAUGCCAGUAACGAUGUUCGCAUGGAGCCACUGCACCACUAUCAGUACCACCCGGCCUUCCACCUGCCACCCCCGCCACCAGGAAUGGUUCCUCCCCAGCCUCCCCCCAACCAGUCUCCGCCACACCUCAUGCCUGAAGAGCCGGGACUACGGAUGGACAUCGCUUAUCGUCCUAUGGAUGCUUAUCCUCGCUAUGGAAGAAUGGGCUUCCCCAGGCAGAUGACUGGCCGCAGGUGGCAGCCUGGACCGUCCCCUCCUGCCUACCAGGGCUUCUUACUGCCGUUCUUGACUAUGAUCCCCAAUGCAUCGCACUAUGGUGUGGACAUCGGCAAUGAAGAGAAUGCAGAAGAAAACUAUGAGGCAUUGCUGAAUUUGGCAGAACGUCUGGGAGAGGCCAAACCCCGGGGGAUGUCCAAAGCCAAGAUCGAGGACCUGCCAUCCUAUAGAUACAACCCCGACAACCACCAGUCACAACAAACAUUGUGUGUUGUGUGCAUGUGUGACUUCGAGAACAGGCAACUCCUCCGGGUCCUGCCAUGCAAUCACGAGUUCCAUGCCAAGUGUGUUGACAAGUGGCUGAAGAGCAAUCGAACAUGUCCCAUCUGCCGCGCCGACGCCUCGGAACUGGCCAGUCCACCCGAGUGACACGACGAGAAGCGCCAUCUAUCAGCCUUUCCACACAGCCAUGUCGUGCAAGCGGAGACUUGUCGUGGGUAGAUACCACAGGCUGCUCUCUCGCUGCCUGUACCCUUACGAAAAAACAAAAACAGCUACUAACUGUACCCAUAUGCAAUACUAUGUACUAAGGCAAGCUCGACACCCAGCCUCAGCGAGCCAAGUGUCCUCUCCGGUACACACCCAGGUGAUGAUUUAGACCUGAAUAGCGGAAACCAAUUGUUUGGUUUGCAAAGGCUUACAGAAUACAGUCAUUCUUGUGAAUCUUGUUGGACCGGUUUGUUGUAGAUUUCCAGAAGGAUUUUGAAUGGUAGGGGUCUGCUAUAUGCUAGAUUCCAUGUAUUGUGGAACAAGUAUGGAAAGCCCACAGUAGAGCGGAAACGUUGGUUUCAUUAUUCGGGCUGAGGAAAACAUUCCAUUGAUUUUCUGCAAUACUAUAUAAUUUUCUGUGAGUUAAAGAGCAUUCAUUAACGGUGUAAUAUUUAGGCACUAUAUGAUAUUAUAUAGUGGCUCCCUUGUUUUUGCAAAGGAAACAUACCUCAUUAACCCAACUAUAGGCUUUAAUGAAUUAAGUUGAAAAAUAAGGUGAGUGUAGCAUUGUCUAUGAUGAUUAAUUGUUUGUAAACAAUUGGGCUGCUUUCAUAUAAAUCUACCUAGAGUAGUGUAGGAUUUGUGUGAGAUAGGGCAAGUAUUGUUUUUUUAAUGCUUGAUGAUAUUUAGCCUUCCAUAUCAGCAUGGAUAUAUUUCAUAUGAGCGAAAAAAAUAUGAGUGUCAUAUCCUAACAAGUAAUUUGAAUGAUGCCAACUGUGCUGUCCAGUAUUACAGUCUUCUCUGGCUGCCAAUGUUCCGUGCACUUUUCACAUGUAGAAACCGACAUUAACAAACAACAAAAGAGAUGCCUUUUUUAUAACCAAGGAAUGGCUGGGUAGCUUAAUAUAUAUCUAUCUAUCUAUAAUGUAUUAUGUACAUUGACUGGUACAAAAAUAUGUCUGUCUCUCUCUCUCCAAGUUAGAAGAAAAAGUGUUUUUUCUAGAAAAUUUCCAUGGAAAAGUGGUUGGUUGUGCAAACUUUCCCAGCGGAGGGAGCACCCGGGAAUGAGCUUAAGUGUGAGUUGUGGUGAUGUCAAUGUUUUUUCAACUUAAUAAUAAAUCCUAGGCAAGUUGAAACUCUU
This is a messenger RNA of Branchiostoma floridae (Florida lancelet), 2906 nucleotides long. RefSeq names its product RING finger protein 44-like. The record is from RefSeq and is a predicted model, not a curated record. Bases 182 to 1705 code for a protein of 507 amino acids. NCBI's taxonomy places the organism in Eukaryota, Metazoa, Chordata, Leptocardii, Amphioxiformes, Branchiostomatidae. The transcript is spliced from 11 exons.